AUGCUUUUCGUAUUUACUUUACGAACGCAAAACAAUCAACUAUUUAUCGUUUUUCUUAUUGCUAUUAUGAAUACGAAGCAAGAGAAAAAGAGUACUACCAAUUAUAUUAAAAAAAAAGAGCUUAAAGAAAAGGAGCUUAAAGAAAAGGAGAUUAAGGAAAAGGAGAUUAAAGAGGGGGGCAUUGAGGAAGAAGGGGACAUUAAGGAGGAGAGCGAUAUUAAGGAAGAAGGCGAUAUUAAAGAGGAAGAGGAUAUUAAGGAAGAAGCUAUUAUACUACUAUUAAAAACUCUUUUAUUAAAGAACCUUUAUUACGCAACCUUAUAA
Drepanopeziza brunnea f. sp. 'multigermtubi' MB_m1 is the source of this 324-nucleotide messenger RNA. The record is from RefSeq and is a predicted model, not a curated record. Lineage: Eukaryota; Fungi; Ascomycota; Leotiomycetes; Helotiales; Drepanopezizaceae.